AGUGAGCUCAGUGGUGUGUGGUAGACUGAGGUGGUGUGCUCUGCCAGUCAGGCGGCUAGCGUCGCUCAUGUCGGGAGUGUAUCUCGCUGCGCUCACCCAACCCGACACGCCCUCGCUCACUUUUCCAGUUCUCAGUUUCGUUCCUCAAUUAUUAAAUAAUGUUGCUUGGUGUGCUUUUCAUAUUCUCAGUAAGAAAUUGCUUAAGAAAUGUUUAGGAACAAAGGUGAGAUAAUAUAGUUACUGUUGCUCUCUGAAGACUGACCCCACACCACAUUAUCUCUACUUAGAUACCACCUAUGUAAGACAUCAUGGAGCAUCAUUCUCAAUCCUAAGAUGGAAAUGAUGAUAGCUUCAAUUGUCGAAAUAUUGUACACAGAGGAGAGAGCGGCGUCAUGCUGAUGCAUGGCAGCUAUAACCACGUGAAACCACAGAGAAUUAUCCGGUUGUGUUCCUAUACCAGGUGUGUUGACGUGAGGGAGGGCAGCAGGGGUGAAAGUGGCCACAGAGGAAGACUUAUUCAAGAGCACAAGAAAACGAUGGUAUCCGGGCUCCGGGCUGCCGCGUAUCAUCCAACGCUGCCUCCAGAGAUAGCUACAGAUGCUGCAAUCUAUGUUGCUGUGAUCGUGGUGUUCUAUGCGGCCAUCAUUCUGCUGUUGGUGGGAACCAAUCUGCACCGUCUCCGCCGCAGACGCCGCAGCCACUUUCAGCAACCUCACCAUCAGCAGCGCCAACAGAAGCCAAAGCAGCAGCAGCAGCAGCAGCAACAAGUACAAGAACAACAACAGCAGCAGCAGCAGCAGCAGCAACAACAGCAGCAGCAGCAAUGUGCACAUGCACUGGUGCGACCCGUCAAUACAACCACAACUGCCAUAAAUACCACAUGUUCCUCUGCCUUCAGCAGUUCUACCAACAGCUGCGCCACGACAGCUAUACUUACUCAUAAAGACAGUUGGGGUAACAAAGGGGACGCAGUGGUUGUGUAAUGCCGGACUGACAGUAGGAGGGGAAGGGAGGGGGUGGGGGUAGUGCGCCACUGGACGGAAAGGAAUGCGGGUAAAAAAUAACAGAGGCACAAUACCUUGACUGGUACAAUACACAAAUAACCCGCACAUAAGAAAUGGGAGCUUAUGACGACGUUUCGGUCCGACUUGGAUCAUUUACAAAGUCUGACUUUGUAAAUGGUACAAGUCUAACCGAAACAUCGUCGUAAGCUCCCCUCUCCUAUGUGCAGCUUAUUUGCGUAUGGAAUGCAGGUGACGAGUGCAAGAAAAGUAAGAAAAUAUUAAGAUAAGAAAAUUAUACCACUGCACUGUUGUGGCUGCUAGUAGAACAUCAUCUUACCUAGGAAAGUCGUAAGCUUACUAUUCAAUGCAACAAGAAAGGCUGCUAGAGUAAUAAUAGAACAAACAUUUUCAAGAAUCGUGUGAAGAAUAUAUUGGCAACAAUAGGCAUGUGAUAAACUGUGGACCGGUCGAAAUAGCUCUGUUCUGGUAUUUGUGAUAGUGAUGAGGAACCUUUAUGUUCAGAAAAUAUCAGGUCAGUUCGACCACACAAAAUUACUACAAAUUAAGUUUCCUUCAUAUGAUAUAAGAUAUGGUAAUAUAAGAUACGGUAAUGAGAAUAUAAGAUACGGUAAUGAGAAUAUAAGAUACGGUAAUGAGAAUAUAAGAUACGGUAAUGAGAAUAUAAAUACGGUAAUGAGAAUAUAAGAUACGGUAAUGAGAAUAUAAGAUACGGUAAUGAGAAUAUAAGAUACGGUAAUGAGAAUAUAAGAUACGGUAAUGAGAAUAUAAGAUACGGUAAUGAGAAUGUAAGAUACGGUAAUGAGAAUGUAAGAUACGGUAAUGAGAAUGUAAGAUACGGUAAUGAGAAUAUAAGAUACGGUAAUGAGAAUAUAAGAUACGGUAAUGAGAAUAUAAGAUACGGUAAUGAGAAUAUAAGAUACGGUAAUGAGAAUAUACGAUACGGUAAUGAGAAUAUACGAUACGGUAAUGAGAAUAUACGAUACGGUAAUGAGAAUAUACGAUACGGUAAUGAGAAUAUACGAUACGGUAAUGAGAAUAUACGAUACGGUAAUGAGAAUUGCACAUUGCUCCAGCAGAGGAACAAUUUGCAUACUUGACAAGUUACUGUGGAGGAACUUUAUUUGCCUCGCUUCAUCAGUUCAUUAGAAACAAAGGAAAAGGGAAUAAUCACAGUGUAGGUUGAGACGACGAUGCAAAAGACUAGAAACAGUCAACUCAUACUAGAAAUAUGAUACUGAAAGAAAAAGACCGCGGGAAGUAGGAUAAAAUGCAAGAAAAUGAUUUAAAAUGGAUGAAAAUAAUGAUUAAAAUAAAGAGUGCAUAAUAUUUAUAGUUUGGCACGGCCUUUUGCAUUUGUUUUCACAGUCAAAUGAGCACAACGUUUCUCUUCUCUAUACAUUUUUAAGUAUAUUGGCAAUUAAUAUUAACAUGCAAACGUUAGAAAGAGAUAAAAGUAAUAUUCACAAUAAAGAUGAAUUGUCUCUUAACUGUAGAAGAAAUUCGAGUAUCGAACUUGAGUGAAAAACCACGUCGAAGUUGACAAGAAAUUAUUGAGUGGCGAGGACACAGUGACACCCACAGAUACAUUCUAAGCUGUAAAUACAAAUGUUCCUAUUAGUCAUGGCUAUAUAUCCAAUUAUUAUUGCAGUUCAGCAAUGUUAAAAGCCUCCAGUGGUGACUUUGGCAGUAAUAAGUGUUGACAGUGAUUUUGUAUGUGACGAUUUCUUGACAACACCAGAGUAAACAGCAUAGUAGCAACGAAUAAUUAAAAUGAAUUUAUAUUAUUUUUACCUCAAAAGAUAGUCAACUGUGUGUGGGUUAAACAGCUCUGGUUAUUACAGUGAAAAAAUGUAUUUGCAUUUCUCCCGACUGCGAUAGUGAAGUUGCUAGAAACAUUGUGUUAUUCUUGAAAAUGAAGUUUCAUGACUGGAGAUACCCUCAAUCACUGUGCAAAUAUAAACAGUGAGUCCUACUGGUGUUGUUGUAUCGAACAACAGUAUCAGGGAUGCACUACAAACAGACGUGUGAAAUACUUGCCAAGAACAGCGAGGAGUUAAGCAGGAUUUACGACGAAACUUUCUUCACAUUGCAAUGUGUGGCUGGCAGUGAUGGGCGAGACUUGUGGCACUGUGGGAAUAGUGAGCUAAACGAACAAAGCAAAAAUAUAUUUUCCCGGAAGCUCUAUACCUGUGGGGGACAUUCUGAAGAAGAUAAUUGUGCUGAGAGCUCGAUCCUCUUCAUAGGGAAUGAACCCGUAAGAAUAGAUUGUGACAAUCCGGUCGCAGUUGGUGAUACCAAGAUCAUUUAUUUACUUGUGAUGAUACACCAUCGGUGAAAAUAGUUUUGUUUACCACCUUUACCACUGGUACAAGCAGGAUUUUUUUAUAGUAUUUUGAAUAUAUUCACAUUUAACGCUAAUUAAUUAUGUUGUAAUAUUUCAUAACGAAUUGAGAAUUAUACUGAAGAAAACUAAUGUCAUUAAGCGACUACAUCUGCGUUUUAGGUUUAUUUUAAAUGGGAAAGCGCUAAACACGGUGGAGAUCACAGUGUCAGGAAUGGGAAAUGAGAUGCAGCGAGGUUGUAUUCAAGGAAAUCGAGAUUAGGUGCAGGUCCCUGCAUCAGUAGCCUUCACCACCGUCAAGACUCCUGUCUGGAGGGUCGUAUCAAGAGGAACAUUGAUUGCCAGUACGACAAUACCCUAAGAAAUUAUGUAGUGAGAGAACUUCAAAGCUCGAUCAUGCUGAAAAAGUUUAGGGUAUCCCUAAAUCAAAUCUAGUGUGUCCUUUGAUCAAAGUUAGGGUGUCCCUUGAUCAGACAAAGUUAGGGUUUUAAUUGAUUAGACAAAGUUAGGGUGUUCCUCGAUUGGAUAGGGUGUCCCUUCAUCAGAAAGUUAUUGCUUAUCUUGAUGAAAAAUAAAGUGUGUGUUGCUGAGACAAAGGUAGGGUGUCCCUUAAUGAAACAGCUUGUCUCUUACUGAGACUUUAGGGUGUCCCUUGCUGAGAAAAAGUUAGGGUGCCCAUACUGAAUCAAAGAUGGCCUGUUCUUAAUUGAGGUUAGGUUGUUCCUAAUAGGGGCAAAGUUAGCGUGUGUCUUACUGGGGCAAAUUAAGGUGUCUCUUGCUAAAACAACAUCAGGGAGUUCCAUGCUCGGAUAAAGCUACGGAGUCUUUAGCUGAGAAAGUUGAUGAGUCAUCCUUCUGGGACAAUUUUAGCUGCCUCAUCAAGGGACAAAUAUAGGAGGAUGUUCCUUGUUGGUACAAACUUAAAGUGUACCUUACUGGGACAAAGUUAGGAAAUCCUAUGCAGGGAUAAAGUUAGGGUGUACCUUAAAGCCUGCUGUGCUGAGAGAAGUGAAGUGAAUAUUUAUUAUAGUAAUAAUAGGGAAACGUUAAACCCGUAGGGAUUUGGAAGAUUAUGCGGAAUGGGAGGCUAUCAGGCUCGACCAAAGGAAGGAAUUUAUAGGAGAGCCUCACUAAGUCAGAGGCCUCGCACUAGCUGGAGGGAACUUACCCUCAAAGGUCAGCAACAUGAGAAAAUUGUGUAGUCUUUAGUGUGGAGGUAUACACGCAUACUUGUUUGUUUUGGUGCUGUGUGUGUGUGUGGGUGUGUGUGUGUGUGUGUGUGUGUGUGUGUGUGUGUGUGUGUGUGUGAAAGAGA
Messenger RNA from Cherax quadricarinatus, 4681 nucleotides. The record is from RefSeq and is a predicted model, not a curated record. NCBI's taxonomy places the organism in Eukaryota, Metazoa, Arthropoda, Malacostraca, Decapoda, Parastacidae.